This is a messenger RNA of Oldenlandia corymbosa var. corymbosa, 1128 nucleotides long. The record is from the annotation of a GenBank genome assembly. NCBI's taxonomy places the organism in Eukaryota, Viridiplantae, Streptophyta, Magnoliopsida, Gentianales, Rubiaceae.
AUGUCGUUUACUAUCAAAAACCACGCUGGCCAACUCCGACCGCUUCCGGCUUACGCCGGUGCCGUCGUCGGAUUAGCUGUCUUCGCCGCUAUCUUUCUUGUGGAUCCUACUUCUGCAAGGAGACCUCACGUCAUCAAUUUCCGAGCUCAUAAUCUCUACCCUGAAUCCUUUGUAUGGGAUCCAAAGGACCAACACUUCAUCGUCGGAUCACUCCGCCAUCCAAGUCUCCAGUCCGUCUCCGACGCCGGCGUAUCCGAAACGCUCAUCUCCGAUCCUUCCCUCCCGCCUAAUACUUCCUUCCUAGGGCUCUCAAUCGACCGCCAGCGCCGCCGCGUGCUUGUUUGCGUCCACCGUCAAUCUUCCCCGCCAUUCAACGCCCUCGCCUCUUACGAAAUCUCUUCCGGAAAGCGUAUCUUCUUGACCCCCCUCGUCGGAGACUCCGAGUCACACGACGUCGCCAACGAUGUCGCCGUCGAUUACUCCGGGAACGCGUUCGUCACCAACUCGGGAGCCGACCUAAUCUGGAAAGUCAACGUCGAUGGGGAAGCAUCAAUCCUAUCGAAAUCCAAAGUCUUCAAAUCUCAUCCGGUGGACGAAACCGCAUUCUACCACAAGUGCGGCUUAAACGGUGUCGUCUACCACUCAAAUGGAUAUCUGUUAGUUGUCCAAUCAAACACCGGGAAGCUAUACAAAGUCGACACCGACAGCGGCAGCGCAAAGACGGUGAUAUUGAACAAGGAUAUCACGGCGGCUGACGGCGUCGCCAUCAGAAACGACGGAGUUUUAGUGGCGGCGAGCCACUCAAAGAUGUAUUUCUUGAAAAGUCAAGACGGCUGGAGCGAGGGUGUAGUAUUUGACGAAACUGCCCUUGAGGUUGAGAAGCAGACGAGCGCCGUAGCAGUGGGAGAGCAGAACAGGGUGUAUGCGUUAUAUGGGUACGUGUAUGAGGGCAUGAUGGGAAAUUCAAAGAGGGAUGAGUUUGGCAUUGAGGAGAUUGAGUCUGAGGUAGAGAAUAAAGGGGAGAAAAUUUGGAUUUAUGUUUUGAUUGGUUUGGGGAUGACUUAUUUCAUGAUCUGGAGAUUCCAAAUGAAGAAGCUCGUUAGGGAUAUGAACAAGAAAAAAAACUGA